Messenger RNA from Pochonia chlamydosporia 170, 984 nucleotides. RefSeq names its product CT20 family protein. The transcript is spliced from 2 exons. Gene Ontology annotation, cellular component: NuA4 histone acetyltransferase complex; nucleus. Gene Ontology annotation, biological process: regulation of transcription by RNA polymerase II. The record is from RefSeq and is a predicted model, not a curated record. Lineage: Eukaryota; Fungi; Ascomycota; Sordariomycetes; Hypocreales; Clavicipitaceae. The coding region runs from base 1 to 984 and encodes 327 amino acids.
AUGCCUCCCAGAAAGCGUGCGCGCGGCCAAGCUGCCGCAACCCCAAGCGCAACUCGGGACGACGAUGCCAUGGACAUCGACACCCCAGCAACCAGCGAUGCGGGCGGCCCUCCAAAACACGACGGUCCGAAUUACAACGAAAUGUGGACGGAUGAUCAAAUCGCUUCUCUGUUCAAGGGCGUUAUCCGCUGGAAACCGGCAGGUAUGCACAAACACUUCAGAAUGAUUGCGAUUUCAGAGCAUCUCCGAAACCACGGCUUCGACCCAGAUAUCUAUCACCACACUAGAAUACCCAAUAUCUGGGACAAGUUGCGCACAUACUACGACCUAGACUUGAUAGACGAGCGCGAGUAUUUCGACGACGACGAACACGACGAGAAAUAUGUCGAUUUCUCGCUACCACACUCACACUAUCUCGACUCCAUGAUGCAGAGGGCGGUGGCCGAUGCGAGCGAAGCACCUACCUCUCCACCAGCGCUGGACCUCUCGCCCGAGCCAUCACUUCCAAGAAAGCGAAAGAGAUCAGGAACAGCAUCAAAGGCCAGGGCCACAGAUGCCGAAGACACGGAAGACGGUACAGACGCACCAUCACCAGCCGGUAGACCGACGAGGGGCUCAAGAGGACGCACACGAGCGGCAAGUCAGCAGGCCAAGGUGGAAAAAGUCGAGAAGAGUGACAAGGACAAAUCCGACAAGGAGAAGGCUGAGACUACGGAAGAAGAGGACGGUGAAGAGGAGGACGACGAGAGUGGAUCUGGGGAGGAUGAUGACGAGGGUGAGGGCGAGGGCGACAGUCAGGCUGAAGGCGAAGGCGAGGAUGAUAACGACGGGGAAGAGGAGGGAGAGGAAGAAGAGGACGAGGACGAGGAAGAGGAAGAGAGUGCCGAAGAGGGUGGCACGCCAGCAUCAAGGUCAACAAGAGCAGCUACGAGAAAGAGUGCUGCACCAAAGCCUACCACACGGAGGACCAGGUCACGGAAAUGA